This is a messenger RNA of Meyerozyma guilliermondii ATCC 6260, 915 nucleotides long. RefSeq lists its product as uncharacterized. Bases 1 to 915 code for a protein of 304 amino acids. The transcript has a single exon. NCBI's taxonomy places the organism in Eukaryota, Fungi, Ascomycota, Pichiomycetes, Serinales, Debaryomycetaceae. The record is from RefSeq and is a predicted model, not a curated record.
AUGCUCCAGUCGAUUUCCCCCCGUUUUGUACGGGCGCCGUUCGCCACCCUCUUGGACGACGACUCAGACCAGUCGUACGUGCUGGAUAUAGAGGAUGAAAUCUUCAAUAAUGGGCCUUCGGUUCGUGAUCUCAAAAUCGCCGCUCCCCAGCUUUUUGAUUCAAAAUUGCUGCGUCCGGAAUCAUGGCAAAAUUUUUUGGCCAGAGAAGAGUUUUUGGCCACCAGCUUGGCCGAGAUCAAAGAUCACCUUCUUAACCGCGAGUUUGACUUUAGCAACUCGCUCGUUCUUCACCCACUUCCAACUCCGCUCUUUGUUGCACUUCUGUCGCACCAGCAAACAUUUCUCAUUAAUACCGCCCAACACAUACUAAACAACCUCAAAAGAAUCCAAACCAGGAUUCAGGACCUCAACCGCACCGCCUUCCGCAACUUUAGUGCUGUCAAGGUAUCACUAAAACUCACAUUGAACUCCACCAAUAGUCCGUACGACCGGUCUAGUGCAAUUCUCAAGGGCAUCACCGCUUGCAAACAAUGUUUGGCCCAGUGCACUGAGUCCAUCGACUCCGACUCGCUCAACGUGCUCGUGGACGAAACCGUAGAGUUAUUGUACGACUACAAUCAAGCGCUCGAACACCAUUCCACCACUGCCUCCACAGCGGGUCGGGCCUCGUCCAUUUCUGUCGGCUCUGCCUCGGGCCAACACGCCAAUUUGGAGCAAUUGCGCAAUAGUAUCAAUGCCAUUGAAACCAUGGUGGGCGAAGGAACCGAUUUUGUCAGCAAGGAAUGCUGCUAUAUGACCAAAUUGGUGGACGAAGUGAAAAGCAUGUUUGAUGGCUACUUGGCUGCGUACCGGCGGUUCAUUGCCGACGGGGUCAACGAUUACGAUACGUUUAUGUUUCUGGGGGCUGUAAUCUAA